Messenger RNA from Suillus bovinus, 9280 nucleotides. RefSeq lists its product as uncharacterized. The record is from RefSeq and is a predicted model, not a curated record. The coding region runs from base 62 to 9280 and encodes 3072 amino acids. NCBI's taxonomy places the organism in Eukaryota, Fungi, Basidiomycota, Agaricomycetes, Boletales, Suillaceae. The transcript has 6 exons.
CCUUAUUAGACCUGUGGCCGUCAGUCAGUGGCCAAUUCCUUUCUUUCAGCCCACUGGUAACAUGGCUCAAUAUUCAACAGCAAACCCUCUUUCCAAGUCAAUAGAACGUCUUAGUCUGGAAUAUAUCAUCAAUCAUGUAUUUCUUCCUCUCAAGUUGCCGCAAGGGAGUGACCAAUCACUUGAGAACGAUCUGGCCUUAUCUCAAGCAGUAUUCGAUGCUGCUAUCACCUUCAGUAACCAGCUAUCGUCCAAUAAGUUGCCGCUUUGGACAAGCAACUUGAAAAUGCUUCGCAAUCUCAACGACUCAAUCAGAUUCAGCGUGAUGUCUGAAAAAGAAGUCGAAUUUCAAAUCAACGCUAUGGACAUUGGAGAUGUCCUUGUAUAUAUGAUUCGCGCGCAAAACGCUGCGGUGGUCAUGAGAAAGCUCGAAUCCGAGACCGUAUUCGAGUCAUUUGAGGUCUCUCCUGACCCCACCGCAGUUAUGGGCGCAAAGGGAAAGCUGAUAUGUUUUUAUCCUGGACCUGCCAUCGCAGUUCCAGAUAUGAACAUUGAUAAUACCACCUUUCCCGCUGAGCUGGCAAAUUUCCUAGUUCACAUGGAUCAAGAUGUCCUUGAUGCAGCAGCGACGAGGACAAAAGCUAAAUCUACUGUUCUCGAAGAGAGGGACACCACGCAUCCGCGAUAUAUCACGGAACUCUUGACCGGUAUACUGCGUGGCCUCGGGAGCAUCGCCGAUGUUCCUCGUAUCCGCAAGCGCAUUGCAGAUGAUGUGCUUUGGGACAGCGCGAAGUUGCCGUGGAGGCGGUCUUCACUUUGGCUUGUUAUUCGCGUUGCCAUGCAGACAACCGUGGAGCGCAGUGCUCUCGGACGAACGACAUAUAAAUCAUUCAUGUUGUUCUUCAUGACUCGACUCACAUCGCUUGCACUCGACUACGACUUGUCAAAUGACAUCUUACACUUCAUGUCGGCAAAGAUCGCGCGCCGUCUUUUCAAGCAUGGAUCCUCUGCUUCUCCAGCGUUAUCGCAGAUGGUCACCGUUGUCACAAGAGAUGUAAGGGGCGUCCUGGAGAAAAGAUGGGGAUCUGUUCAGAACACGCAACGGGCCUCGCCUCUUUGGGCUCCUGAGACCCUCCACGUUCUGCGAGAUACCCAUCUUUCCUUGAACACAAGCCGACAGUACAUAAGCAAAGCUUUGCAGAACCAGCAUUCCUCCCCUGAAACAAUCUCAUUCAAUCCCAGCCACCACACCCGCGGGACAAUCGAUCAUUUCCUUGACGCCGAAGGUAGCUUCUUAGUAGCUGCUUAUGCCGCAGAACCAUAUCUUGCCCUGGCAGACUUUGAGACCGCCAUUGGAUCAGGGAUCGACAACUGGGUGGCGCGCGUGCCACUCCAGAGUGCUGAGUCUGCAUGUGUCUCGAUUGAGGCAUGCGCCUCUACGUACUCCUCAAGAGCGCUGAAGGAUUAUAAAGGAAACCCGGAGAAUCUGUCUAUCAUGCUUCUCACCCUUUUCGAGCUCUGGGUAGCGAUGGAUAAGAUCGUUGUUAGAGAAAUCCCACUCCUGGCAGAAUACUCCCCCGAAAUCCCAUUGACGCUUUGGGAAUGUCUUUUAAUCCGCAAAGCUUCUGCCCUUGACCGUUUGAAGAAGUUGCAUGCUUACUUGAAAGCUCGUCACCACCAGGCUUCCGGAUGUCUUUCAGCAUUCUCGUUUACCUCAUUCGCAGCGCGAUAUUUUUACCACUCAUCCGAGCUGCAGUGUUUGAAGGUUCGCAUUGAGGCGGAUGGUCAGAAACAGCGGGAGAAGAAGUUGAACGAGCUUCAGACCCUUAACAAGAAGUACGGUGACUUGAAGGAACGCGCAGAAAGUUUAGAGCACGAGUUCGUCUUCACUUCACGCGGCAGGGAAAAACACAAGCAAAAACGCUGCAAAAAGUGUCUCUUGGAAAAGGAGAUGCGGUCAAUGACUAUUACGGUUCACGAGUGGCCACUACCAGCCCGUGAAAAGGAUGCGAUCGCAGUGGUGUUUGAGCUAGCGUGCCCCAUUGCGUUCGACAUGUGGAGAUCCAUGACAUUUCAUGUCUUCGUAGAUAUCUGCACUCCAGAAGAGAUUUUGUCUGUUCAUCCCUUCAUGGCACUGCCAGAAUAUGACGCCCUGAAGCGAUAUCGCACGUGCCACGCAAGACAAAGGCUCACUUUGGCGUCGGAUGCCAAACCUUUCUCCAAGUGUCAUUACAACAACACUCACAUUCCUGCGCUGGACAGUCAAGUCUGUGUAAACAACGGACUUCAAUUUCAGCCUUUCGACACAAGGACAGAUGCAUGGGUGGCAGACGUACUGUUACGAUGCGACGCCACCAAGUUUUGCACUUUCCUUCUUCCAAAGGGACCGUAUGAUGGUUUGCAGCAAUACCUUGCAGGGACAACUCAUACGUCAAACGAGGUGAUAGCCAAUCAGGCAGAUUGUCGCAAGGACAUGAAUAUACAUGAAUUCAUCGCAUUCGGAGCCUUGCGGAGUGGACCGCGUUUGCAAUGGAUGAAUGUGCUACGUGAACUCCGCGCGAGGACCCUCAAUUUCCGACGUGAUGAAGUUCAUCUACUGCUGGCGCAAACUGUUUCACAGGUCGGCCCAUUCUCGUCCAAUGACAGCCUUGUUUGGCACGAGGAGUUGAAUAGCGUGCCCUUUGCUAUCGCACUACUUGGCGAGCUAGAGGAUUUGAUGGCGAGCGUCGAAGGUAAUUGGUUAGAAGCUAUCACGUUCAACACUAUCAUCAUGCUUGCGUGUCGUGUCUUGUCCUCGACUCAGGAAGAGAGUGUCAAAAAUCGUGGACAUUCGUUCCUUCGAAGGAUACGAACUGCAACUUUUGCGUUGCUGACGCAACUAUCAGGGAAAAUGCAAGCUAGCAACGACGAGACGGUCAGCCAGGAUUUACAAGGACGCGUUCGGGAUCUGGCAAUCACCUGUAGGAGUACUUUCGAUGUCGACGCAGACGCUUCACUGCUCCUGACGUCGAACGAUGACAUCAAGAUAUUUGUAUGUUGUGCGGUCAUGAUUUAUGAUAACACUCCGAACCAAUUGGACAAUCUUCCGCAAUUUUCCAAACUACUGCUAGAGCGAGACAAGAGAUGUUGCCACGCAUUAGAGUCCGCUAUUCGUCAAUAUGCAGUUUUUCACAGGGAGGGUCUUGAUUGGGCGAUGGCUAUGAUUUGGGGCAGCUACAGACCAGGAACUCCUUGGAGAACACUCACGGCUCCGAACUCUCGUUGGCUCGUGACACAGACUGCACCUUUGCGUUCCCAAUCACCACAGGACGUGCACUUCAAUUUGAUUAGCGGAUGCUUGCUUGUUGACGGGAAGCAGCUAGGCAGGCUUCCUUCAACGGUAGUGCAGCAUCCCACUUACCAAUCGAUUUUCGGUGAUCAAGUUCUGGAUAUCAUUCCAGCUGAUAUUCGUGGAAUGGAAUAUGCGACACGCGGAAACUUCUGUGACCAUCAGGUGUCUUUUGCUCUCCAUGACUUGAACGAUCUCAUCAUCCGUGCGAAGCAUAUCAAAUACGACUCACCUGUCCUCCAGCUCAUUCCGAGACACAAGUUCUUGAGCGAUCUGCCAACCGUCUUGGUCGUGGGUCAUACCCAUUGGCUUAACCUGCACACAGGCGAAAUUGAGAUUCGGCCAGCAGAAAAUACGUGGAAAUCUUCGUCUGACAAUUGGAUCUUGCGAUUUUCUGUUUCAGGUUCUUCGACACUGCAGAAUUCCAGCGGUGCCACCCUUGUCGACAUACACAGCCAAACGUGGGAUAUGAUCUCCAAGAGGCUGCGUCCUCUGGAGGAUGUAUACUUCAUCAUGGUCACGUAUAACAAAGCAUUUGGCAGCACUCCCUUGUUGAAGGCUGAUUUGCCCCGAUAUGGCCUUGAAUUCUUCAUUGAUGAAGAUGGAGAAUUGCAGUCUCGUAACAUGCGCAACAUGGUCGUUGAUGCCGUUCAGUCUAGUGGCACCAUGUUAGGACUGGUCAAUCAACUUAUCCUGCGCCCAAAGUUGCAAAUUGCGGACGAGCAUUCGCGCACCGUAAUCAUCCCAGAUGGUCAUAUCUCAUACUCCGCUAAUGGUCACCAUGUCCGCGUCACCAUCGCUCCUGAAGGUACUCGAGUAACAUACCAGCUGUAUAGGGUUGAUACAGAUCUACGCUGCCUCACUGGGAACGUGGGUCUGACAAGUAAGCUCUAUCAGGCACUCCUUCACGCUGUUACCAGUGGCUGUCUUCCUGAUCCCCUGACGGGUCGAACGGGGACAGAGGAGGCGUUGCAUCUCUUGCAUUCUGCAGCUUGUCGAUCGUUUAUGAAGCUUCGCUCUCGCGACACAGAUCUUCUGCGCGAGAUCAGUUCGCUGUCAACCAAGCGCGUCUGGUAUCCUACUCAUCUUCAGAAGAUGCAGACAAUUUCAUGGUCGUGCCUUACGCCCCUUGCACAGCACCACGGGUUUCAUCCAGCCGCGAAAUCUAUCAUGGAUUACGGAAUGAAGCUUUCGACUUUCUCAGAAAGAUCUGCAAACCUUCAGGUUGCCUACGAGCUUCCACAGUCCAUCAACCACCUUCUUGAGCGCGCCUCAGUCCGUGCCUCGACGAUCUAUCCUAAUCAGUUCUCUCUUCCACUUCCACUCGGUGAUACAGAUGUCAUCUAUACUUCACGUCAUAUUCCUGACGAAGUCGCGGAAGAGAGGGCAUUUCAAACCGCCUUCAUGGUGCGUCAGUGGCCAAGCAGACUUGCUGUACAAUGGAAUAUUCUCAGUUUCUUGACUCAGUGGCAAGAUAUGAAGGGCGCUGGCGAGCCGCUCAGUUUGCAGUACUCCAAAGACUGGCUUCGACCGACUUUUUCGCAUUUCUUCCUUUCUGCGUACGACUGCUGUCGUAGAGCUACAAAGAAAGACACAUCUCGGCUGCUGUUCACCCUGGCUUCGAUGUCAUACAGCUUGUUGGACGAUCAUGCGCUCGUGCCAACACUCCUAGCCUUCGCCACAGUUCCCGAAAUUCACAGCCUGGGAGGCCCUCCGAAGUUCAUUUCAUAUCAUCUCUUGGAUGGUUUCAUGCCAUCCGAUACGAAGUUGGGAAAGAUCAUCAAUUCGUGUAUUAGAAAUUAUGAAGUCAGCAAGGAGAAAGAGCUAGCUGCAAAUCCUGGGGAAGAUGAAAGGACUCUGGAGAAGCGUCGUCGUGCAGCUUUCAAAGACAAGUGUUGCUCAGAAAAGCAAGUCAUUCUCGGAAAAAUUUCGGAUGCUUGGCCACGCGAAAAUUCUCCAGUAUUUAAUACGUUGCAAGUGAAGUGCUACGACCUCGAUGAACUGUCAAAGAAACUUUCCGUAUUAUUUCGCAGCUGUUGGCAAAACCAUUGCCUGAAGCUACACAUAGAUAGCCUGCAGGGGACGCUCGAGCAGUUCUACACGCCCAACCCUCCUUCAAAACCCUCUCGAUAUCGUCUUGAUUUUCGCCUCGAGGACUGGCAUAUUACAUCACCAGCCUCAUCCGUUGAUGCCCAACAUCUAUUCGAUAGAGAUCCGCCUGUGACAGGUGUGUGCGGGUCUUCCCAAGUUCUGCCAAAUGCCAGUCGGAGAGAUUUGGUAUCUCCAGACUCCAGAGUUGCAGCGAGGUUGCAACAGUUGAUCGACGACUUUCGCGCCCGAGGAAGUGACAAGUUCCGGCGCAAAUACGCCAACGAUCUGGACCAGAGCAGGUCAAUUUACUGUGACGAAAAGAUUGUUGCCUUACCAGAUUCUACGCCAUACACGAUGGAACUACUGCUUGAGUACCAUUCUAUCCAUAACCGGCAAUUCCAAGAUUCACUCGCAUCUAUUUCACAUGCCCUCUCCCCUGCCUCUCCUGCUGAGAACACAUUAUACAAUGCCGCAUUAUGGCCUCGAGUUACACCAAAUUUUCUUUUCGCUCGCAUGGCUUCUGCAGCAGGAAGUCCUUUGAGAAAGGCUUGGCGUGCUACUCUUGUUCGGCUGUCGCAGAUACUUUUGCAACUGCAACGCUCGCGAAGGCUGUUAGUCUUUGCUGCUAACAAAAACUGGGUCGAGUUCUUCAAGGAGUUGGAGAGUGAAGAAUGCGAGGGAUUUGAUCCGGAGCAGUACCCUGACUGGCUUUUAAUACAGAUUGAAAGUCAGUUCUUGGCACGGUCAGUCCAGGUCAAGGUUGCGCUGGAGAUGAUGUCACCAUCCCAAGGAGGAAAUACCUCUCUCCAAUUGAACAUGGGCGAAGGCAAAUCCUAUGUUAUCGUUCCCCUCGCAGCAGCAGCGCUUUCUGAUGGUCACAGACUGGUCCGAGUAAUCGUGCUGAAGUCGUUGUCUUCCCAGAUGUUUCAGCUUCUGGUCGAACGACUAAGCGGCCUUGCGCAAAGACGCAUUUUCUAUGUCCCAUUCUCCCGCGCACUCUCUAUCGACUCAUCGAAGGUGCAAAUGUAUCGUGACCUGAUGCAAGAAUGCAUGGAUGCCAAGGGAAUCUUGGUCGUGCAACCAGACCAUAUUCUAUCGUUCCAGCUGAUGGUCGUCGACCGUCAGCUCUCCCCUCAGAUUGAAGUUGCUCAAGGUAUGCUGCGGACUCAGCUAUGGCUCGACAAUCACACACGCGACAUCCUGGAUGAAAGCGAUGAAAUUUUGCACGUCCGCUACCAACUGGUAUACACCGUGGGUCUUCAGAAUUCGCUUCAAGGUCAUCCCGAAAGGUGGACGACGACACAACAAGUUUUGAGUCUUGUCGCGAAGCACGCCACUCGGCUUAUGAGCGAAUUUCCCUCUCGUUCAGAUGUGUCCACUCGUGAGCAAGAAGGGUUCCCUUUUGUUCGUGUUCUGCACCCAACAGCAGGUGAAGCACUGGUCCAAUGGAUCGCAGAGGAUGUCAUCAAUGGCGCGCUUGAAAACAUCAGCUUUGAUCAAGCAUCUCUCCAUUUCAAAGAAGCUGUUUACUGCUUCAUCGCAUUUGAGAAUAUAACCAAUGCUUGUGUCAGCAUAGUGGAAGAUCACUAUAGACACACUACGGCCUGGCCAGGCCUCCUAGUCUUGCGUGGACUGCUGGCAUGUGGUAUAUUGGUGUACGCCCUCAAAGAACGUCGCUGGCGCGUGGACUAUGGCCUCACCCCAAAACGCACUAUGCUAGCUGUUCCAUUUCGGGCAAAAGACAUGCCCUCAUUGCGGGCAGAGUUUGGCCACCCGGACGUUGCUGUCACCCUAACGUGCCUGUCAUACUAUUAUGGGGGUCUCACGCUCCAGCAGUUGAUGUUAUGUUUCGAGCUCCUCCUGAAGCAGGAUAACCCUACCCACGAGUAUGAAUCCUGGGUGCUUGCACUUCAAUCCGUCCCAGAAAGUCUGUGUCAACUUAGCGGAAUCAAUACAGAAUCAGCAGAGCAGCUCCUUGUCCUUCAACAACUGUUCGAAUUCAACAAGGCAGUCAUAGACUUCUACCUCUCCCGAGUAGUUUUUCCAAAGGAAGCGAAGGCAUUCCCCAGCAAACUCACCUGCUCCGGGUGGGAUCUCGCUCAAGAGAAGAGACAUAUCACGACCGGCUUUUCUGGUACUAACGACAACCGCUAUCUUUUACCAAGCUCAAUGGUGCAGCAUGACCUCGAUUACCAACGCAGCACGAAUGCGCGGGUCCUGGCGUUCCUUUUGCGUCCAGAAAACAAUUGCUACCGACCCAUACCAUCUGGCCAGAAGGUGCAGCAGUUCAUCGAUACCUUAAUCGCACAAACCCCCGAGGUCCGCGUGCUCCUGGAUGUGGGUGCGCAGAUGCUGGAAUUGAAGAAUCAGGAAUUGGCCGAGGCAUGGCUUCGAGCCAAGCGCAAUGCCCAAGCUGCAGUCUUUGUGAAUGACGAUGAUGAAAUUGUUGUCAUCAACCGAGAUGGGACAGUGGAGCCCCUUGUGUCGUCUCCCUUUGCCCAACAGCUCGACCAGUGCGUGGUAUAUCUGGACGACGCCCAUACCAGAGGAACGGAUGUCAAGCUUCCUUCCGGCUUCCGAGCUGCUGUCACACUCGGUCCGAAAGUCACUAAAGACCGCCUGACGCAAGGAUGCAUGCGGAUGCGGAAGUUGGGUAAUGGUCACUCAGUGAUGUUUUUCGCUCCGAUGGAAGUUGACCGAAGCAUCCGCUCAGCCACUCAGAAAGCUCAUAUAGAUGAUAUCGACGUUGCAGAUAUCCUGCAAUGGACGAUGCUCGAAACUUGUCUUGACAUUCAGAUGCGUGCAUUCCACUGGGCUCAACAGGGAUCGGAUUUCAACACACGGCAUUCCGCAUGGACUAAAUUCUCGCGCGCCCCUACCACUUCGAUUUCCCCCCUUAAAACAGCCUGGUUGCAGCCAGAGGAGUGUUCAUUAGAAUAUAUGUACGCACCACGCAGUCCCUCGCAAGUAUCCCACGUUUGCGAUGCAGACAUUCAAAGGAAAUGCGAGGAGCUUGGAGUUCUAAUGGGACCCGAAAGGAGCAUGGAUGAGGAACAGGAAAGAGAGGUAGUCCACGAGGUAGAAAGAGAACGUCAAGUCCAAAGACCGCCCAAAGUGCAACCUGCAGCUCGGGACUCAGUGCAUGUGGAUAUUCGUCGAUUUGUGAGGACCGGCCAAAUUCCUGCAUGGUCCCCAGCGUUCAUUCCAGCGCUAUCCAGCCUUGUCAACACCACUGCUGAAUUUCAUGAGAGCGAGCAGUGGGCGCAAAAUGUUUUAGUCACCCGUGACUUCUCUCGUACGGUGGGGACUUUCCUCGCCAAGCAGAAAGCGGAUGAAUACCUGCGGCCCGUCAAUUGGGUCGUAUACAGUAACGCUGGAGUACUGGUAGUUAUGAGCCCGAACGAAGUGAACACACUGCUACCUCAUAUCCGCAGGAGCAAAGUAGUUCACUUAUGCAUCUACACUCCUCGGACCACAAACACGAUGAAGGCAUGCGAUGAUCUUCAACUCUACCGUGUUCCUUCGGCACCACAUCUGACACUGCCAGAACCGCUGAUUUGCCAGCUAAACCUUUUUGCGGGCCAGCUAUAUUUCUCCAGUUACGAGAAGUAUCUCCACACUUGCAACCUCUUAGGGCUUAACGCACCGGAUUUGGGGGACGAGGACUUGAUAGUCGACAGUGAUGGAUUCAUCGGAGAGGAGAAUCGCCCUUCUGCGAGAGCAUCGUGUCCGUUCAAGCGAUCCCAGCUUCCUCCGCUGAAAGAGUUGUUUGGAAUGAGAAGGAAAGGCAUGGGGUACCUGCCAACUCAUAUCGGAAAGAUGUUCCAUGGCCGCAUUCUGACCAAGGGGGAUUUUCUUAACUGA